CAGAGCCAUUGAGAAUCAUUGACACAGUACUUAGCAAGUAUGAUGGCAGUGGCUGUGUGUUUGUGGUGACGCAGAAAGCCUUUUGUAUUUUCUCCACUGGGGUAUACGUAAAGGUCGCUUGGUUACGUCUUUACACAGCUACAGCUAAUUGAAUGUCAAACGACUUUAUGCAGAAAGGCUGCUCUCAUGUUGUGCAUUGUUUUGCGUUCUUCUUGCUUCAGAAUAACACGUAUCAAUGUCGCCUGCUAAAAGCUAUACAGUUUCAGAUGGUUACAGUAUGGAUAACGUUAGCGGUAUACAUAAGGAGAGCGACAGUGACUCAGGGGCGGCGGCGCUGACAGAGGCGGAGAAGAAGCUUCUCUCGGCCGCCGCGAAAGGCGACAUCGCCACGGUCACCGAACUGCUGGGGUUCGGAGAAAAUAAAAUAAAUGUCGAGUGCAAGGAUGCUCUGGGCAGGUGUGCUGUGGAACUGGCUGUCGAUUCAGACCAUCUUGAAGUAGCCAACGCAUUGCUGCAAUAUGGAGCCACACCGGGAGAGGCGCUCCUGUACGCUGUGGAUAAAGAAGACGUGGCCGCUGUUGAAAUGCUGUUGGAAUAUCCAAGAAACGCAGAGAAGUCUUCAUCUACAGCCUGUAGUCGCCAUCCACCAGAAAUGACACCGAUCGUUCUCGCAAGUCACAAAAACAGCCUCCCUCUCAUCAAACUGCUUGUUGACCGUGAAAUGUCGAUUCCCGGCCCCGAUGAAGUGCCCUUCAAUGGUCACCCAUCAACUGAAGCCAAUCUAAACCUGUACCGCGGCCUGGUCAGCCCUUACUACAUCCUCCUGACCAACGACGACCCUCUCAGACGGGCCUUCGUGCUCAGCACGAGAUUGGUCGACAUCGGGGCGAAAAUACCCGAAGUGGAGGAGGAAUUCUCGGAAAUGGCCGAAGAAUGCCGAAGUUUGGGCGUAGAUCUGCUGAACCAAGUACGGAACCGAGACGAGGCGGCGGCCAUCUUGAAUUGUGGAGACGAAGUGUCACCAGUGAUACACGGUGAUGACUGUAAAGUGAAGCUGUCAGGACUGAACAUGGCUGUACAUCAUCACCAGGAGAAGUUUGUUGCAAACCGUUGGAGUCAGCGCAUGGUGAAAGAAUGCUGGUAUGGGCUUUAUCACAAACCCAGCAGCACCGGCCUUGCUGAGUACCUCCGCGGCCUGGUACUGAUGCUGCUGACACCAAUCCUGGCCCUCAUCUAUCUCGUGGCCCCCAUGUCCCGUGCAGGUCGCUUCAUCAGAACUCCCGCCGUCAGUUUCGCGAUGGACAUGGCCUCCUUUCUGACCUUCCUUAUAUUAGUGGCACUGAGAUCAAAUAAAGUCGAUUUCGAUGGUCCACCAGGUGGUCAGCUGGCUCCAAACGGAACGGUGUUGGAGUGGCUGAUACUAAGCUGGAUCAUAGGGAUGCUGGGGGAAGAGAUGAGGCUGAUCUGGAAGAUGGGUGCCCGGAUGUACAUAUCUCAUGCAGAGGGGAAAGAAAACUGGGUCAUCAUUGUCAUCUACUUGGCAGCCUUCGCCAUGCGCGUGGCUGCGUAUGUUACACAUGGUGGUCCCCGGGAUCUCUUUCGCUUCGAAUGGGACCCAUACGACACGACCCUCAUCGCCGAGGCUCUGACAUCAGUCGGCGGCGUCUUCGCCUUCCUCCGCCUGCUCAACCUCCUCACCAUCGACCGGCUCCUCGGCCCGAUGGCGCUGUCCAUGAGAAGCAUGAUCAAGGACAUCAUCAAGUUCUUGGUCAUCUUUGCCAUCAUCGUCAUUGCCUUUUCUUCUGCACUGAACGAACUGUACGGCUUCUACGGCGGUGCUGUCAAGGAAAUGUGUUCACAGAGUGAUAAUGCCACGUCUCCUUUGGUACAUACGACCUGCGAGACUGAAAACACAUUCAGCAAUUAUGGUGGGUCGUUCGCUGAGCUGUUCUGGGCACUGUUUGGUCUGGGAGCGAAGGAUACUCUUGACCUGUCUAUCAGCGAGGCCGGCAACCCGAACGGUCUUUAUAAGGAGCACACAUUAACCAUGUAUGUCGGCCUGUCCCUUUACGGACUGUACCUGGUGGUAGCAGUGGUCGUGCUACUCAACAUGCUCAUUGCUAUGAUGAGUAACUCCUACCAAGCCAUUGUGGACAACGAGACGACAGAGUGGCGAUUCGAAGGGACCAAGUUGAUGCUGCGGUACAUCCGUGACGACAUGACUCUACCCGUACCCUUCAACAUCAUCCCAACUCCCAAGUUCAUCUACAACAAAGUCAUCAAGAAGUGCUGCUUCCGUCAGCGUGUUCAGUGUGAACUGGAUAACAAGGAACGAGCAAAGGCUGAGAAUGAUCGGCGUUACAAGGAGGUCUUGUCUCGUCUGGUUCGCCGUUACAUCCUUGUCCGCGGGCGAGAGAAGUUUGUAGAGCCGAUCUUCUCGGACGUCACUUCUCGUGGAACUGUCACCGAGUCCGCCCCUCAACACAACGCACCUGCUGAUGGUACAGAACAACCCAAACCUGGAAACGGAAAAGGCUUUUCAGCUCAGAUCGUAGUCAUCGGCAAUCAAGCAGCAGUUGAUGACUCAACUCCCUUGUAAUGCAUGGUGGGGAAUACCCUCACUGUUUUACAGUCGCUCGGUCUAGUUUUGUUACUAUCAAUGCUUAUUCAAAAACCUACUGGUUGCACGUUUAAACAGAUACUACCGGUUCCAGAUUAUGAGGAUGGUACAAUUACGGUAUAAGGUUGCAUGUUUUGGUUGUGAAUAUUAGUACUCUGAGCAAGCUAGGAUUAAACAAUGUGUAACAGCCGUUGUAAGUUACACGCUAGACCAGCUAACAACACCGAUAUAUCGAUCUUCUGACUUACCAAAGUACAGUAGAAACCAGUUAAUUGCACAACAGAUUAAAGCACACUUCUGUUAACUGCCCGGAAUCCCCAAAUCCCAAACCGGCUUGGUCCUGCAAGAUAACAUCGCAUUAUUGCACCAGUCGGAUAAUUUCACGAAAUUCACUGGCAAAUAGGCCGUGCAAUUAAGCGGCUUCUGCUGUACCAGUAAGCUUACUAUAGACUAAGUGGUAUCACUUUUUGCCAACGUUUAUAAGUAUAUAAGUUAUCCACUGUGAUCUUGAUAGAUUGUUUGUUGUACUAUAGCUAAGUACUGUAGAUGUAUUUAAUUUCGCGGUAGCGGGAAAAAGGACAUUUCGCGGUGGUUUUACGUUCGAGGUAGUACAUGCACUGUAUGCUCUUACUGCCAUGGAAACAUGUUCGCGGUGGUUUUAAUUUCGCGGUGAAGCGGCCACCGCGAAAACUG
Molecule: messenger RNA, 3313 nt
Organism: Branchiostoma floridae (Florida lancelet)
Lineage: Eukaryota; Metazoa; Chordata; Leptocardii; Amphioxiformes; Branchiostomatidae
Product: short transient receptor potential channel 4-like
Exons: 11
Coding region: 236-2599 (787 amino acids)
Biological process (GO): manganese ion transport; calcium ion transmembrane transport; regulation of cytosolic calcium ion concentration
Cellular component (GO): membrane; cation channel complex
Molecular function (GO): store-operated calcium channel activity; inositol 1,4,5 trisphosphate binding
Source: RefSeq, a predicted model, not a curated record